AAAUCCGGCUCAAACUGGAAGGACACAGAGAGCAGCAGUUGCGUGUGCGCGUGUGAUAUUGUACGCAUGCGCAGUGCGGGUCUAGUGAUUUAUACGCACUUGAGUCUCGAGACUAUCGAACAGGGGAAGUUUUAUACAGAGACAUAACGAUAUGUCCUGAUUCCUGGAUCUUCAACCUCCCGUUGUGACAUGAUGCUCAUCACCUGCUCGCAUCCCCUCCCCUUCAGCUUCAACUUCAACUCCAGCCCUUAAUCAGGGAUAAACUCAGGGUUAAAGGUCACACUGUGAGAAACAACACGACAGCCAGAGAGAGAAGAGAGCAGAGGGAGCUGAACACUUCCUCCCCAUUACACUCCCCUCCUUCAUCAUCAUCAGCAGCAGCAGCUAUGGAUGUCGCUCUGUCCUGCAGCAACUACAUGAGUCACACCGAUUUGAAGAGACACAAUGUGGCAGAUAGAGAUAAGUGUGCGUGUGUGUGUGUCUGUGAGAGAGCAAGAGAGAGAGAGAAGCCAAAGAGCUGAAGGAUUAAAGCCGACAAAGCUGCACUGGAAGGCAAAAAGAGAAAAACACACAGAAGAGGAGGUAGAAAGAAAGAAAAAGCAACACUGGGGAGAGAAAGAAAGAAGAGAGACGCAAGGCACAUGGAGAGAUAAGAAGAAGAGAAAGACAGAUAGAGAGAGAGAGAGGAAGAGAAGCUUGCUGCUUUUCUGAAGAGAGAAAGAACAAGACUACAGACGAGACACUGAGUGAACACAGACAGACAGGGGUGUGUGUGUGUGGUGCUGUGAUGUAGAGAACGCGAGAUGCAGGGGAAAAACGACACACAACCCAAAACACACAGCAAGGCUCACCCAGUGUUGAAGGCAUUUGUGUGCGGUUCUCUCAGUGGAACCUGCUCCACAUUACUGUUCCAGCCUCUGGAUCUGGUAAAAACACGACUGCAGACUCUACAGAACACACAGCCUGGUGGUGCAAAGGUGGGGAUGCUGCAUGUGUUUAUCACAGUGGUCCGGACUGAAAAACUCUUUGGUCUGUGGAAGGGCGUCUCACCGUCAUUUGUGCGCUGUAUCCCAGGUGUAGGGAUUUAUUUCAGCACAUUCCAUUCUCUGAAGCAGUAUUUUUUCGAGCAGCGAGCGCCGAGAGCCUAUGAGUUGGUGUUACUGGGAGCAGCGGCGCGUUGUGUGGCUGGAAUCAGCAUGCUGCCCUUCACCGUCAUCAAAACACGCUUCGAGAGUGGGCGGUAUAACUACAGCAGUGUGUGUGGGGCAUUGAAGAGUGUGUGUGAGACAGAGGGACCGAGAGCUCUGUACUCAGGUCUGACAGCUACACUGCUCAGAGAUGCUCCAUUCUCUGGAAUCUACGUCAUGAUCUACAGCCAGAGCAAGAGGACACUGCCGCACGAUCUCGGAUCGUCAGCUCUGACUCCUCUGCUGAAUUUCAGUUGUGGUGUGUUUGCGGGGAUUUUGGCGUCUGUGGUGACACAGCCAGCAGACGUGGUGAAAACACACAUGCAGGUCAAUCCAACACGUUACUGCACAACACGCCAUGCACUGCACCUCAUCUAUACUGAACACGGAGUCAGAGGUUUUUUCCGUGGUGCUGUUCCACGCUCGUUGAGGAGAACUCUGAUGGCUGCAAUGGCCUGGACUGUAUAUGAACAACUCAUGGCACUUAUGGGCCUUAAAUCCUGAACACAUAUGCGCACACUCCCAAAAGAAACACUCUCUCAGAUUUAAUUAAACGCUCCUUGAGAAAUUGACCCACAGCCAAUAAGCUGACAGUCUCUUGAUGUCAUGCGUCAUCGAACAAGCUCCGCCUCCAUGCCCUACAUGUUGAAAAAGGCUCCACCCACUGUCAUUGAGAUGACUUCACCUCCACACUCUGUGUGCCUGUUGUCACUGCAGAAGCUCCACCCACUCUUGUUUUUAUUAAUUAGAAGACUCCGCCCCCACAGGUUCAUCCUAAAUGCUCCACCCUUAGAGUCCAUGACAUACGUUAAUAUAUAUAAUAAUAUACUAUAUAUAUACAUAUACAUAAUAUACCAUCAAACUAACCAUAAAACAGUAUUUAAUUAUUGUUAAUACGACAGAUAAUCAUUUUUGUAACAAAUUAGACCAAUAUAAAUUUUAUCAAUUUUAUGAUUUACAUAUGUAUACAAUUUAUAGAUUUAUAUCUGAUUUUAUCUGAUAUAUUCUGUUGAUUUCUGACAGUUUCUUCACUUUGUUACCUUUUUUUUUUAGCCAUUUUUUGACAAAAAUCACUUUUACCAAGAUAAUCGAAAUCAAUUAUCAAAUCAUUUAAAAAUGCCCCCUUGUACAAUAAAAUAAGGUUUUUUACAUAAAUAGUAAAAAUAGAGUCUCAGAUUCAUCAGCUGAGAAAAUUCAGCAGAUACAGGACCCACAAAUGUGUUACUGAGAAAUUAUGACUGUGGAAUAUUUAAUGUUUUGGAUGGACGUGUUGUUCAAGUGUGUCUGUUAAAACCCUAAUUUGUCUUCCGGACGUGAUGGUAAUAUCCCAUUUCCCAUAAUCCUUUGUGUUUUACAUUGUAAUGCUGCCUCCUUAUUACAUAUGCUCGGGUGUGUUUACGCUCUUUUGAAGACUUGGUGUAAAUUUGGCCAAAAUACUGGAGAGACUCAAUUUUAUUAUUAUUAUUAUUAUUAUUAUUAAUACUGGAAUGCAUUUUAUGGUGUAUAGAAUGUAAGAGAAGCUGAAAGCUGCUUUUCUGUUACAGUAUGUACAUUUUGUGUGUGUAUAAAUUGUGUAUAGUGUACAGUGUGUAUAUUUUGACUGGAUAUAUGAGUUGCACACACGUCAUAGUUUGUAAAUGCACUUUAAAUCAGGAGGAGCCUCUGUACCGGAUCUGUGUUGUUAAUCAAUUAUACAACACACUGUGAUAUUUAACAUGCACCUGUGUUUCAUUUGGGAGAAAAGUGUCUGGGUUAGUUCUGUGCUGUGAUUUUUAAAUCUGCACACUCCGUACACACUAACAUAGAGUAUCGUGCGUUUUCUCUCGUUUCUGUGCCAGACGAACUGACAGACUUCAGUCUCCUCUUGUGAUUGUUUUUCUUUAAUAUCUUCACUUCAGCUUGCUGUUAUUGCUGGUAUUUUCUGCUAACGCUGUGCCUCCUGUUUUGUUUACAUGUGAAUAAAUUUGUCCUGUUUUCAUGCACAA
Ictalurus punctatus (channel catfish) is the source of this 3172-nucleotide messenger RNA. RefSeq names its product solute carrier family 25 member 38b (gene slc25a38b). Bases 804 to 1691 code for a protein of 295 amino acids. Gene Ontology annotation, biological process: glycine import into mitochondrion. NCBI's taxonomy places the organism in Eukaryota, Metazoa, Chordata, Actinopteri, Siluriformes, Ictaluridae. Gene Ontology annotation, molecular function: glycine transmembrane transporter activity. The record is from RefSeq and is a predicted model, not a curated record. Gene Ontology annotation, cellular component: mitochondrion; mitochondrial inner membrane. The transcript is spliced from 10 exons.